AUAUAUAUGUAUUGUUUAUUUACAAAUUUAAAUUAAUAAGAAUUAUUGCAACAAAACAACCAUGUUUGUUUAAGAACAAAAAAAAAAGUGUUACUAAUUAAAGUGAAUAAUUAAAGAUAAGACGAUUGCUUUAUUUAUAAUAAGGGCUUUUCGAUUUUCUUUGCUUUAAGGCUUAACCAAAUAUUAUACUGUCAUGUGAUCGUAAAGCCACUGAUGAAUAACCAAUUUAUGAGUUUAUGACACAAUGCAUAAUAUCACGUGAUUGUGUAGUACAAGGGGCAGAUCUAGAAAAUAUAAAAGCACACGUUUUGCGCCAGUAUGAUUUCUUUGGGGGGUUUGAGUUUUCUUUUUUCCUUCAAUUUGUAAAACCCAAAUUCUUAUCCUUGAGGAUAAGCAGUGACUAUCUUACAUUGAAAUUCUUAAGUAUUUCGAGCAAAAAAAAGGGAUUUCAUAAAAUCAUUUUCAAGAUGAUUAUAGCAUUCGUUAUAGACGUUUGUGAUGAUGAGACUCAAGACGGAUUGUCUUUGUUGGAUGUUGUUAAAAAUGGAAUUCGGAAUUUUUUAGAGUACAUGAAUGGAAGACGAGAUCAAUAUCGUACCAAAUAUCUUCUUGUAUCAUCUGAUAAAAAAGGAUACUGUAUAAAGUGGGAAUACAAAAAGGACGAAAAUAAACUAUAUAAAUUAUUUGAACAACUCGAGUUAUUACAACCAGAUCCGUCAUUCUACGGAUCAGGGCUUGACUCGGUUUUCGAGUAUUUAAAUUUCCGUCGCAUAUGUAGAUGGCAUGAUUUUUUCUGUAGAGGUAAUUACAUAGAACACAAUGAGACUUCCUGUAUAUUUUGGUUUACAGAUGGAAAUAAUUUGGAUUGGUUAAAUAACGGACUCAUGUAUCCGGAUUCAGAAAAAAGCUCUAAUAUAUAUAGAGAAAAAUAUCGAUGGGAGCAAAGGUUGUAUACUUUUUAUCUUUCGAAAUCAAAUUCGUUCGAUUUUCCGAGACAGUUGGAGUGGAUAAAUAUGAAAAUGCUUGGUCAAUUAUAUAAAGUUCAAACGCUUGAACAAAUAGCUCACGCAUUUAAUAAUAUCAUUGGCGGUAUCAAAAAUGACCCAUACCCACUUUCUAAACUUAAUCAUAUGCGUCCAUUGAAAAAGACGUGUGGAGUACAUUUAAAUUUGGUCGAACAAGUGGAUGGGUCUCCUGAGAGAAUCAAUCAUUUUGUUCAUAUCUAUGUCGAUCCGUAUAAAAUCAAUGGAACUUAUCCAAUUCCUGAAGAAUACUGGAUUGAACCUGAUGCAAUGAAGGGAUUUUCCCAAACAGUAGUAUAUGAACAUAAACGCCCAUCGAUACCAACAAUCAUAUUUUGGAAGACUGAUCAAUUGAGUGCAGAUACGUUUGAUUUACCGCCGCAUUUUUCUCGCGAUAUUUAUACAUUAUCAGAUUGUGACCUGAGCAGAGAAAUAUUAAAACAAAAGAUAGGAAUUAAGUGGCCCGUUUAUGUUGAACAUAGCGGACGACAAAAUCAAAGUGUACUUGGGCAACCAUUUGGUUAUUUAACGGCCGUCAAAAAAGAUGAAUAUACUACAGAAGCAUGUCUUGUUCUUCUUCCAUACAACUACAUUGAGUUAGCUUCGUUAUUGAGAUCACGUAAUUUUUUUUUUGAGCGUAUAUAUUUUCAUACAAUAGUCACGUAACUGACCAAUCUAUAAACUGAAAUUUAGAUAAUAUGUAUGUAGAACCACCGAUGGAUUGGAAAAAAGCGUUUGAACGAUAUCUGCACAAUAU
Rhizophagus irregularis DAOM 181602=DAOM 197198 is the source of this 1779-nucleotide messenger RNA. Lineage: Eukaryota; Fungi; Glomeromycota; Glomeromycetes; Glomerales; Glomeraceae. The record is from RefSeq and is a predicted model, not a curated record.